ACAGGUUAUAGAAGUGAAAGUGAAAGUAAAAACUGCUUCGUCGCUUGAAAAACGCUUCCCGGCGGAAACAAAUCGGUUUAUCGUACAUAAAUUCAGACAGAUAAUGGCUACUAGUGCUAGUAAAACUGAGAGAAUUAAAGGGAAUCAUUUUCUUGAAAAGUCUGAAAAUGAAGGCAUUGGUUAUGCUCUAAAGAAAGGCAGAUUACAAGAUGCUAUUCGUUGUUACAAUCGAGCGCAAAACCUUGCUUUUAACCACGACGAACUGGCUUCAGCUUCCAAGAACCUCGCAAAAGCAAAUUGGAAACUUGGUCAACUUUUCAGAGAAAGAAACGAGGGGAGAGUCCUUGUAUUUUUUCAUCUGAGGGAAGCCAUAAAAGCCUUCGAUGUGUCACUAACUAGAGGAGAAGACUGCAAAAGUGAAGAAUGGAAAGCCGAUAUUUGGCAGUCAUUGGCUUUAUGUAUUGAAGGAUUUCUUGACGCAAGCGACGAGAUUGAAGACCUCGACGAGCGAAUCAAAACCCUAAUGCCCAUGAUCGACAUUCUACAUGUGAACGUUUUCAUCGUUCGACUGCAUCUCAAGAUUGGAAACUCGUAUUUUCACGAUGGUGUGAAUAAGAUACAUGCCGAUGGCGACUUCGCGCGGUGUUUGAGUCGAAUGAGGGACUGUUAUUACCCCAUACAGGAAGCAAAGCGACUUUCUGGCAACUCUGAUUACGAAGACUCCGAGAUCAGCGUGUUAGAAAAAGAUGUGUUCUACACAACAUGCACUGCCGAAUCGGUCCAAGCUCGAUAUUGUGGCUCGGAGCUGCUGGAAACAGCGUUGAAAGAAGAAGAAAAUCUGAACAUGGAUAUCGUCUGGGAUGUGAUAGAUUGGUACAAGAGAGCUGUCAUCCUCGCCAGAGAGCUUGACCUCGAGCAGGAAGCCAUUGCACUUGGCCGGCUUGGCCACGUCUACAAUAAAGUCUUGAAACUAAGGCAGAGAUCUAAGACGUAUUAUAAGAAGAGUUUUGAGUUGGUUGAGUCCAUGAAACCUCGCACCUUUUUCACUCAACCGUGGUAUCAGGAAAUCGUCUCGACUUUACAGGAAUUCCAGAUAGAAGAACGAAAUUAUGAUGAAAAAGAACAACAAAAGGAAAGAGAAAAAAGGCUGGAAGCGAUUAAAGAAGAGAUGCAAAAUCUGCAGAAAAAUAACACAGGGAAAAUAGCGUUUCUCAUCUACGUCUACAAGUCUUUUCCUCCCACACAUCCAAAGUGGGAAAAACCAACUGAUGAAGAGAUCGGAAGUUGGAAGGGAAUAGAUUCAGAUUCAGAUAAGAUGGAGAAAGUCGAAGCUUUGUUCAAGAAAGCUAUAACAUACUACCAUCCGGACAGGAUCAGCGUAGAAGAACAUGGCGAAAAGUGGAAAACACUCUGUGAAGAAAUAACCAAAUUGUUGUCAGCUCAUUAUGAAACAAUCAAACUGAAAAAGCAAUCCGUGUGAAGAGAUGUUUCAGUGUUUCAAAACAAUUUGAAGUCUUGUUGUAUCUCGUGUUUGUUCUCCACAAAAAGUGACAUACAGUUGUACUAAUUAUUUCAGUAUGAGUCUAGUGCAGUUUUGUAUCACUCGAAUUGAAGAUAUAGAGGGUUUUAAACGGUGGCGCGAAGAUAUGAAUUUUGUUUUCAAUGAAAAAACAUAAAUAAAUAAAAUAAAGUUCAUAUCUUCAAGCCGACAUGUAAUGUUCUUUUUAUUAAAUGGACAAACUAAAGUGACAAGUAGAAAUGAGCGGGAAAGUUGUUUUUAUUUGACGCGCGCGUACAUCCGGAACAUUUUGGUACAUAACUUUUUCAAAGCUUCACCAGUGAAAAUAUUUAAAAUACGAGUGUUUUAGUUUCCGGUAAAAUAUCUUAAGUAAUAUAUAAAACAUAAAAUAUGAGCGAGAUCUUUAUGGGCAUUUAAAACUACGAACUGCAAGCGAGCAGUUUUAAAGCCCAUAAAGGUCGGACGCGAAUAUAUCACAUUGCUUAUCAAAUAUCCAACAUAAGCUACUCUAUAUUCUGCAAAAAACUUCAAGAUAGAUAUUAUUUUUAAGAGACAAUCGAAGUUAAAGUCGUAUGCAAAUCUAUAUUUUGCAAAAAACUUCAAGAUAGAAUAUCAUUUGUAAGAGAAAAUUGAAGUUUAAGUCGUAUGUAAAUCAGGACAUAUCUCUUGCUAAAAUAAAGAUGCGGUCACAGCAA
Molecule: messenger RNA, 2214 nt
Organism: Exaiptasia diaphana
Lineage: Eukaryota; Metazoa; Cnidaria; Anthozoa; Actiniaria; Aiptasiidae
Exons: 1
Coding region: 104-1480 (458 amino acids)
Molecular function (GO): protein binding
Source: RefSeq, a predicted model, not a curated record